Messenger RNA from Pungitius pungitius (ninespine stickleback), 2029 nucleotides. RefSeq names its product carboxylesterase 2b (gene ces2b). The coding region runs from base 81 to 1760 and encodes 559 amino acids. NCBI's taxonomy places the organism in Eukaryota, Metazoa, Chordata, Actinopteri, Perciformes, Gasterosteidae. The transcript has 13 exons. The record is from RefSeq and is a predicted model, not a curated record.
AGCUAAAACAGGAGCGAGAGAGGAACCUUAUUUCAGGUCAAAGCCAGCAGUGUCGUAAUCCACACACCGAGACGCCGACCAUGAACGUCUGUGCAAAUCCCGUUUUGGUCUUUCUAACGUCUGCGUUAUUGCUCCAUGUUGCUGCAGACCGUCAUGCUCCAGAAGUCCACACAAAGUUGGGGGCCCUUAGAGGUCAGUAUGUGAGUGUGAAGGGAAAGGAGACCGGGGUCCAUGCCUACCUGGGUGUCCCAUUUGCCAAGCCCCCCAUAGGCCCUAGGAGACUGGCUGCCCCCCAGCCUGUAGAGGCAUGGGAAGGAGUGAGAGAUGCCACCCAGCAGCCACCCAUGUGUAUUCAAAUGAAGACGUUCUCUAUGGAUAUGAUUGAUCAGUAUGGCACCGUGUUAGUUGAUCUCCAAGACAUUUCAGAGGACUGCCUUUACCUCAACAUUUACACCCCUGCAAAGAAAGCUCUCGGUACCAAGAUGCCAGUCAUGGUCUGGAUCCAUGGUGGAGGGUUUACCUUCGGGGCAGCUUCACUGUAUGACGGCUCCGCCCUGGCUGCCUAUCAGGACAUGGUUGUGGUUCUUAUCCAGUACCGCUUGGGAUUACUGGGAUUUCUCAGCACUGGGGAUGAGCACAUGUCGGGGAACUUUGGAAUGUUGGACCAGGUAGAAGCUCUGAGGUGGAUCCAGCAGCACAUUCAUAACUUUGGAGGAAACCCAGAUUUGGUCACUAUAUUUGGAGAGUCUGCUGGUGGAAUGAGUGUGUCCCUCCUGCUUUUCUCACCGUUGUCUGAUGGCCUUUUCCACCAUGCCAUUGCUGAGAGUGGAACUGCUGCAAUGGAACUACUCCUUGUAAAUGAUCCUGUCCCAGCGAUGCAGGUGGUUGCAAAUAAAACUGGCUGUAGCCUCGAAAGCACAGAGAAGAUCGCUGAUUGCAUCAGGAACCUCGAUCUUGACACAAUUCUGUCUACUGUGCAGGACGUUACAGUGAGAAUUCCAUUAAAUGUUGAUGGAGUCUUCCUGACAAAACCAGUGGACGAGCUGUACCGCACACAUGAACUCCCCACUAUACCAUUCAUGACCGGCGUUAAUAGUGAUGAAGGGGGCUGGGUAAUUUGUAACUUCUUUGCUCCUCCUAACUGGACCGAGGGAAUGGAUCGGGAGCAAAUUGAGAACUUGCUAUUCAUGUUCUACCCUGAUCCCAAAUAUACAGUAUUCAGAGAUUUAAUCACAGAAGAAUACAUUGGAAGAGGGGAAGAUCGUCUGAAAAACAGAGAUGGGUUCACUAAGAUUAUUGCAGAUAUGAUGUUCACCAUUCCAGCCAUCAAGACUGCUAAUGCCCAUAGAGAUGCCGGUGCUCCUGUGUACCUGUAUGAGUACCAGCAUGCUCCCACAUUCCUGCAGGCUAAAAGGCCGAGCUUUGUUGGCAGUGACCAUGGAGACGAGAUCUUUACAGUGUUUGGAUUGUGCUACACAACUACCCACGUCAAAUUAAGCGUGGCAUGCGACGAAGAGGAGGAACAGCUGACCCGAAUCAUGAUGAGCUACUGGGGAAACUUUGCUCGUACUGGGUCUCCCAAUGGUGACGGCCUCAUCCACUGGCCAAAGUACGGCGCCGAAGAAGCGUACUUGUCAAUUGAUGCAAAGGAGCAGGCAACUGGCCAUCAGCUGAAGAACGACCAGUUUGUCUUCCUGACUCAGACUCUCCUGGAGAAGAGCCGAGAAUACAACGAGAAGCUGGAGCGCAACGAGCUGUAGAGCCGUCACCUCCGCCUUCUCCAUUCCAUCCUUCGUUAUUAAUUGAUUUAGUAAGUCAAAUAUAGAAAUAAUGUGAUACAUUUGCUCCAUAAUUGUGAUCAUUGUAUUUGGGAGAGGACCCACUUUUCAAAAUCUCUUUUUCAAAUUCCAUGUGAACUUUUAUGAUAGGAUGCGUUAAACUUUAUUGGGAGAAUACUUUUGAUAGUCUCUGUGUUUGUUGAACAUCAGCUGGAAUUCAAAGAAAAUUAAAUUAAAACAUAUAAUACAAA